Parasteatoda tepidariorum (common house spider) is the source of this 1470-nucleotide messenger RNA. RefSeq names its product glutamate [NMDA] receptor subunit 1-like. Gene Ontology annotation, molecular function: ligand-gated monoatomic ion channel activity. Gene Ontology annotation, cellular component: membrane. NCBI's taxonomy places the organism in Eukaryota, Metazoa, Arthropoda, Arachnida, Araneae, Theridiidae. The record is from RefSeq and is a predicted model, not a curated record.
AUAUAACAAACAAAUCCAAUGUAAAUACGCAAUCCCCUCUUUAUCCAUAUUCGUUUUGCAAAUUUUCUUAUUUGUAAAUACUUGGACAUUACUUUGAUUGAUGGGGUUUCCAUGCAAAAAUGCGUCGGUGUAAAAGUGUUUUGUUUAUUUGAAUAUCUUUAAAAAGCUAUUUUUUUGCGAGAUAAAAAUCGUAAAUAAGUUUGAAUACUGAAAGAGCUAUUUUUUGAAAAAAUGUCUUCUGUGAAAGAUAUCAAAAUAGCUGUUAUUCCGAAGUUUAAUAUUUUUGACGCUAAACGAGAUGCCAAUGGAACUAUUUUAGAAAUAGGUGGAUAUGAAAGCAAAGUUCUGCCCCUUUUAUCUCGAGCUUUGAAUUGCAAACUACAAGUCGUUAUUCCUGAAGACGAGCAAUGGGGAUCGGAAUUAGGGAAUGGCAACUGGACCGGAGCUAUGGGCAUGCUGCAACGAAAUGAAGCUGAUUUAGCUUUAUCCAGAAUAACCAUCACGUAUGAAAGAGCCCAAGUUGGAUGGCCUUCUUUUCCAUACGAUUUUCAAAAUAUUGUGUUUGUUACCAGGCUACCGAGUGUAACUUCUACAAAAAUGUCAUUCCUUUAUCCUUUCGAUCCUAAACUGUGGUUUAUCGUCUUGGCUGUUUAUAUUUUAAUGCCUGUUCUCUGCCGGUUUCUUCUUAAAUACAGAUAUCCAUGGCAGGAUAAUGUCUUCAAUGUCGUGCAACUUGUUCUGCACCAGUCACCGGAUUACUCAAAAGUUUCCGACUACGGUGGCAGGCUUCUUAUUUUUUCGUUUAUUGCCGGAUCUACUAUACUUUCCAUGGGCUACAACUCUGUUAUUUUGUCCGUUUUGACUGUUCCACCAAAACAGCCUGGAUUAGAGACGAUUUCGCAGUUGGCGAAGGCAGUUGAAAACGGAGCCAUCAAAGCUUUCGCCACGAAAGGUUCAUUUAUUGUGCAGUACCUAUUAAGUAGCAAUAUUGAUUCAGUUCGAUAUAUUGGUGAAACAGCUAAAGCUAAUGCCUGGGAAGUCGCUGCUAACGAUGCUAUGACCAGAAAGGUUCUUUUUGAUGACGGUGACGCUUUCGUAACGCCAGAUUAUUACGUUAAAUCACGUUGGGGGCCUCAACUUUUAUUUUCAAAAGAGAGUUUUGGAUUUAUGUAUGUUGCUAUAUUUGCUAACAAGAACUUUUGCUGUAAGAGUGAACUUGAUAUGUUUGUUCAACGUUUAUUUGCGGCAGGAAUUUAUAACAAAAUAAUGGGUGACUUUUCCUUCCGUUUACAGCUUAAACAGCAGUCUUCUGUUAACAGAAAUGAUAAUGAUAUAAUGACUUUGACUUUUUGGAAAUUGUCAGAAGCAUUUAUUGUCUUAGGUAUUGGACUUUCGGUUUCAUUCAUUGUAUGGAUAUGUGAAUUACUCUUUGAAAAGUUUGGUUUUCGGACUAUGUAAAGAAAUAUAUUU